AUGAUCUCACUGGAGACGGCCAACACCCCGAUAACACCACCAGCUCAGACAACUGGCGUAGUUUUUGAGACACCAUCAUCCGGGGGCCCGGGUCCUUCUCUCACAGCGGCUACACCUUUUGUCACAACCCAGAACCACAUACCAAUACCCACUCCGAACAGCACAACCCCGCUGUUGUUCCCCAACAUCGGCGGACCCAACCCAUUCACUCCGCCUCAUCUACCAUUGUUUUUUCCUAACAUCGGCGAACCAAGUAACGCCGGUUACAGUCUAAUACCGCCACCCAUUCACGCCACAAACGAUCCUCAACAAACGACACUCGUAACACCACCAUUAACGGUGCAAGCCACUAAAGGACUACCCCCGUUCAUGCUCACGUCCGCAACCCCGGUGAAUAACGCCGCUAGUGGCCCAGGUGUUGCUUUCCAAGCACAAAGCUACCCAACAUUAGUGACAUGA
Lactuca virosa is the source of this 459-nucleotide messenger RNA. Lineage: Eukaryota; Viridiplantae; Streptophyta; Magnoliopsida; Asterales; Asteraceae. The record is from the annotation of a GenBank genome assembly.